GCGAUCCCCCGUGUAAGAGUGAGGUUGAGGAGGACAUUCCAGGAGAUGUCACCACAGAAAACCUGAAUACGAAUUCUGAUGGAAAGUUCAUGUUAUCACUGAAAAUUAAAGCAAAAGAUGAAGAUAUCAUGCAGCACUUUUCAGGAGAAAACCUAAUUUCCUUUAACUUACAUUCCGGACUUCAAAGUACAGAUCUGUCAUAUAAUUCCACUAAUUAUGACGAACCUUGUCCUGAUAAAUCACAUAUUGCUACCCCAAGUAGAGGUCAGAAAGAGGGUAACAGGUUUCACAAUAGUAAACUAUUCUCAAGGCUUUCAAUACAUAGUGGAAUUCACGCAGGGGAGAAACCAUGCUCCUGUUUAGAAUGUGGAAAAUGUUUUACCCAAAAAUCACAUCUUGUUAUACAUCAGAGAAAUCACACAGGAGAGAAGCCAUAUUCAUGUUCAGAAUGUGGGAAAUGUUUUACAUGUAAAUCAUCUCUUGUUAAACAUGGGAGAACUCACACAGGAGAAAAGCCAUAUUCAUGUUCAGAAUGUGGGAAAUGCUUUACAGGUCAAUCAAAUUUUGUUAAACAUGGCAGAAUACACACAGGAGACAAGCCACAUUCGUGUUCAGAAUGUGGGAAAAGUUUUACACAAAAAUCAACUCUUACUAUACAUAAAAGAAUUCACACAGGAGAGAAGCCAUAUUCAUGUUCAGAAUGUGGGAAAUGUUUUACACAAAAAUCAUAUCUUGUUACACAUGGGAGAAGUCACACAGGAGAGAAGCCAUAUCCAUGUUCAGAAUGUGGGAAAUGUUUUACACAAAAAUCAGGUCUUGUUAAACACGAGAGAAGUCACACAGGAGAGAAGCCGUAUUCAUGUUUAGAAUGUGGGAAAUGUUUUAUACAUAAAUCAGAUCUUGUUAAACAUGAGAGACGUCACAGAGGAAAGAAACCAUUUUGACAUAUUUUAUUGACCUCUCCAGUCAUUAUGAAAAAUACAGACAUUCCUCUGACCUGUUUAAGAAAGAUGGUUUUGUUAAUACUUACGUAGCUGCCGUGCUGUUUAUGCCACCAUUAGAGUUGAAUGAAUCGAAGCAUACAAAACAGAAUUCGAUCCGAAGUUUAGGAAAAACUUGAUUAGCCACAAAGCCAAAUUUCCUUGUACUCCGUGGAAACAAAUCAAUUUUUCCUAUUAUGGUGGCUGAAAAUAAAAAAAUUAUACUCACCUCAUCCACUUGAUCACAGAGAGGCCGUCCGCUCCGUCUUGAUUGAAGAACACGAGUUUACUGUCUGUGCAGUUCAAUCCAGAAUCUUUCUACCAAUUUGAUUCCUGUGAAUUACAAUAUUUCAUUUGCUGAUUACGCCCAAGUUCUUCUCAGUGAUGGCUCUGUAUCCUAGAUUUCUGUGUUUGUAAAAUUGUUGGAAAAAAAUCUAAUAAAACGUGUUAAAAAAGGGGUGGGGGGUUUCCUAAUAUCUUCCUAUGAUAGAAGUGAUAGAGAUAUGUGAAUUUUAUUCUAUAUUUUGUAUCUCUAGGACUGUAAUUAGUUAACUUUUUCUCCUCACAAGUGCCUCCCACUCCACCCUUUGCUUCAAGACUGGAGAAGAGAGAGGGGGAUGAGGGGGGCAAAGAGCUGUGCUGUGGGCAGUGUCUGUUUUCUCCUCUUUAUACAGGUGUUCCAAGGGAGAUGUAUAGACUGGAAAAAUGCAUAAGCCAAUCACGUAGCUUGAUGAUAUAUAUACAUAUUAUUCACUGCCUAUAGAGAGGCACCUCCUUGAAGUGUCACAUAUGACGUAUGCAGUAUUAUUGUUAGAAUAGACGCCAUUAUAAUAUGGCGGAUACUUAGGUGUUUACAUGAUGCUCACAUUCCAAAGUAGUGCACAGAUGCUAGAGUGUUAUCUCUUUUUCUCUUAUCUCUUUUUCCUUUUUGACCAAUAAAAUAAUGUUUGAGCCUCAGAGAGGACUGCCCUCUUCUGAAGAGGUAUAUACCGCUUACUUUUUGUAAUAAAGUUAGAGAUUGCUUUGACCAGC
Molecule: messenger RNA, 2012 nt
Organism: Bufo gargarizans (Asiatic toad)
Lineage: Eukaryota; Metazoa; Chordata; Amphibia; Anura; Bufonidae
Product: gastrula zinc finger protein XlCGF17.1-like
Exons: 2
Coding region: 90-944 (284 amino acids)
Biological process (GO): regulation of transcription by RNA polymerase II
Molecular function (GO): DNA-binding transcription factor activity, RNA polymerase II-specific; RNA polymerase II cis-regulatory region sequence-specific DNA binding
Source: RefSeq, a predicted model, not a curated record